This is a messenger RNA of Didymodactylos carnosus, 2028 nucleotides long. The record is from the annotation of a GenBank genome assembly. NCBI's taxonomy places the organism in Eukaryota, Metazoa, Rotifera, Eurotatoria, Philodinida, Philodinidae.
AUGUGUGAUUGUCAUGAUCAUUUGAAUGAUUAUGGUCAAUUGACAUGUGAAACUUAUGAAAGUAUUUCGUCUAUAAAAAUUAAACAAGAAGCGAUUCAAUCAAGAACCUAUUUUAAUAGUUAUAUACUUACAUUCGGUGCUUAUACUUUAAAUAUAUCAAGUCAAUUUAUUCGUGAAUUAUCGUAUCUUUUUCCACCACUAAUUAAUAAUAAUAAUAAUAAUUUACCGCAAACGACAGUAAAAGAUGUUAGUUUCAUUAAAAUAUCACUUAUUUUCUCACAAUUUCAACAAUUACAUUUCCAAGAUUAUGUAUUCUAUGAGUUAUUCGAUGAAACAAAUCAAUAUCAACAACAACGUCAAACUACACUCAAUUUAGAAAUGUCAUCAAAUGGUCAAAUUAUAUUGAAUCCAUUGACAUUUUUAAAAUUAUCCGUUGGACAAUUAAUUAUUCAUGCUUCAUCCCUCGGCGAAUAUCCGUUUGAAUAUGUAUUUAAUAAUACAAACAUCGGUGAUUUAUCUAUUGAAGGUUUUACAUUGAAAAGUAAUGAUACAUUGAGACAAUCAUUUCAGGGUAACAUUAAAUCAGCAAAAUUUACAAAAAUGGCUGAAACAUUGAGUGAUGAAGAAUUUCCAAUGGUACCCGUGAAAUCUUUAAUUAUCGAAGUACAUGAACCACGAAGAAUAAAUUCGAGUAGUUUUCUUUUAUAUAAAAAUUUAAAUGGACUACACAUUAUUCAGCCAAGAUUUAAUUUAGAUAAAAACACGUUUGAGGGUUUUCAAUAUUUAAGAAAUUUAGAAACAAUGGUUCUCGAUUGUGAAAUAGUAAAAGAAGUUGAAUUAUGUAUUCAAUUAUGUUUUUUAGCUGACACCUUCCACCAUGUACCAAGAUUAAGGUUUUUGACAUUCGGUCAAAAUUUGAAAAUACUGUACGAGAAUUCAUUAAAUCAUUUAAACAGUUUGGAACGACUUGAUUUGGAUAAAAUAUUAUUAGAUCAAUUAUCAACUGCUUCUCGUUGUGUAUUAGCUAAAUUUAUCACGAAUCAUCUUAAAUUGUAUCCGUCUUUUAUUGUUUAUCCUCCGAAAGGUGAAGGAUGUGAUUGUACCUACGAUUAUAUUCUCGCUAUAUUGAAUAAACAUCCGAGCCCAUAUUAUUCCGAUAAUUGCAAAGACAGUCAACAAGAACGUUGUUUAUUAAGUGAAUGUAGCGUAGUACAAAAUUUUAAACCACAACCAUCAGCAUCAGUUUCAGGGAAAAAUCGUUUUAAUGACUCACUAACGUUUGAUUAUCUUCGAAUUAUUGAUGAACAAUUAUCGGAAUCUACUGACAUCCAGCAGGAACAACCUAUACAACAUCAGCCAUUACCAUUAUUUCCUGUUCAACCACCACAAUAUCAACCGUCACCAUCGUUUCCUGUUCAACCACCACAAUAUCAACCGUCACCAUCAUUUCCUGUUCAACCACCACAAUAUCAGCCGUCACUAUCAUAUCCUAUUCAACCACCGCAAUACCAUUACCACAAUCAAAAUAAUCCGUCCGUUGAAUCUAGACAAUCAAUUUAUGAUAACAACAAUGAAGCUGGAACACAAGUGAUUAUUUUACCAUUACCAAGAGAACGAAUUCAAAACAUUGAACCGGCAACACCUGUAUUUUUGAAUAAUGGAUCAUUAUCAAAUCUAUUACCAAAAUCACACCGUUCUUCAUUAUUAGUAACUGAAACAACUAAACCAAAACCUCUGAUUUAUACCAAUAAUCUUGAACGAGAUAAUAAUAAGAACAAUGAUGGUAUUAAUAACGGUAAAAUUCUCGAUAUUAGUUCUAAACAUUCAAAACUAGAAACACAAAAAGAUGAUGAUGACAAUCAACGUAUAGCUCUCAAAAACGAAACAUUGAAAUGGAUUGCAUUGUCAUUGCUGGCCGUUACUGUUUUGUGCUUACUAAUUGUUAUUACGAUUAUUUGGUUUUUCACUUGUCGACCAAAAAAAUCACCAUCCGGGUUUAAAUUAGUACCCCAUAGUUCGUCGGUUUAG